Messenger RNA from Phytomonas sp. EM1, 1754 nucleotides. Lineage: Eukaryota; Euglenozoa; Kinetoplastea; Trypanosomatida; Trypanosomatidae. The record is from the annotation of a GenBank genome assembly.
AAAGAACAGAAAGGCAUUAAAUAAAAGGGAUUCCUAAUAGAAGGGGAAUAUAAUAAACCGAUCGAGAAGUAGUUAUGCUCUUAUCUGAUGUCGUUAUUUUUGGGACAUUGCCUGAAGAUUUGCUCCAAAAAUCAUCUCGUGGGGGCGUUUCUUGCGCGUUUCAGGGUAUUUCUACAAAUCGAGAUGAUACAGACAAAAAAAAUCAUGCCAUAGAGGGGAAGUCCAUAGUACUCGCACCAGACGCGUGUCUGUGCUUUACGCAUACCGGGGAAGGAAAGCAGUGGCGUGCACGGCUGAAACCGUUUCAAGAACAAUAUUUGGGGAAUGUUGAAGUAGUGUCAGCUACAACAUCAUCUGAUCUUUCUUUAAAGCCCUGUUUAAACUUCACACCGGAGUGCCUGAAGUGUGCGUUGGUGCUUCUGGAGGAUUCGUGGAUAUGUACCGAGCUGUCUUGCUCCAAGGCUUCAGUCGUAGCUCAGAGUGAAUGGACGGAAAAUGAGCAAUACCAAAUCCAAAAGCCACAGGUUUUGUCGGAUUUUAAAUCAUUACAACAGGAGAAUUUACCCUCAUCUAAGGCUACGAAUGCAAGUAUUUCAAAUACCUUGACAGCGGUUAGGGGUUGUGGAAUCAUAUUACCUCAAGCAUCACUAGAGAGUCUAUUAACAUCAAGUCAGCAUCGUGCGCUGGUCCUGUCUGUAGCACACUACUUGGCCCCUUCUCCACGUUCCAUGAAGGAAAUCUUGAACUACAUCCUCUCACCUAGAUCAACGUUGACGGAUAGUUCUAAAAAGCUUAGUGCACAUAACAGUGAUACAAUUCCUAUCAAAUUCUUUUCCUUGCUUACUUCAGAUGGGAGGCCUGCUUACCAUCCGGAGGAUGUGCAAAAGGUUGUUGAGUUACUAGCAUCUAAAGGUACUUCUGGUGUACAGUUGGAGCUCAAGACGGAGGGCUAUGCUCUUAUCGAUCUAAAUAAAUAUGAUAGCAAGCUUACAAAGCAGCGGGUGGCAAAUCGAGCCUUUCCUAAGCUUUCGGCAAAUUCUCAGAGUGCCAUGCAAUACGCAUCUCUGUUGCGUGAGAUGCAACUCUAUGUAGAUCGAGACUUGUUCGCCCGCGGCCGUGGAAUCAUGAGUGGGUUGGGAACAGCUAGCACGAAUAAAAGAGAUCGCUCAAGCAACAUGGAGACCGGCUACGAUGAGGAUGGGCAUGAACCGAGCGAAGUGAAUAAGCACACCAGAGAGGAGGAGCACGCCGAAUCAAAGGUACUAGCACAAUACACAGAUCUUUCUCAGUGCGGUAUUGAGUGGGAAAGUGGUGAUCUUGCGUUGCUAUUCGCCAACUCUGAUUUACACCUUCAGGAGAGCAUGGAUCUCCUUAAAAGUCGUCAGGCGGCGCGGCUAGCACUUCUCGAGGAAUCUUUCAGACAGUGCCAACUCCCCCCGAUGAUGAUUACCUCUGACGAACAACUAGAGGAGGCGCUGCGGGACUACCAGAGGCUCUAUAACCUUUAUCAGAUUCUGAUGAAAGGCAUGGAGUCACAUGGCCACGUGAGCCACAGGGCAAGGGCUUGGUAUGACCGCAUCGAACCAGAGCGGAGGUCCGCGAGUUUGAUGCAGCAACUAAAGGAGUGGUGGACGCGGCAGCAGCAACUACGUGAAGAAUGGCUCCCCGUAUAUGAGACACUGCAACAAGAGACAUUUAAUCUGGAAAAAGAAAUUAUGAAAUACUUAGACCUGCGUAGCCUUGGGAUCAUCUAA